Molecule: messenger RNA, 1970 nt
Organism: Nematostella vectensis (starlet sea anemone)
Lineage: Eukaryota; Metazoa; Cnidaria; Anthozoa; Actiniaria; Edwardsiidae
Source: RefSeq, a predicted model, not a curated record
ACAAAGGUUGUCAAAAUGUAGCUUUGAUACAAAUGUACAUUAAUGGAACUUUUGUGAGGGAAAGGGGUUCUUAGGGCAAGAUACUUGUAAUGGACCUUGAUUAGAUUAGUUAGUUAUUAAGUUAGUGUUAACGCCUUUCGCUUAGUUACAAUAUAAGCAACGACAUUUGUUUACUGAAAUUUGAUACGCGUCCUAAAUUCGGACGUCCGCGUCCUGGUUUAUUUAGUGCAAGCAUUUCUAGUGGUACAAUCUUUGGUUUAAUUUAGAGCAAGGCUGAGACUUUAUAAGAGGAUUCAGGCACUUCAGACCCAACUAUUUGAAUUAUGAAGUAGUAAAAGCAGUAGAAGUAACAAGACUAGCUCAAGUGUCCUGGGGAGCGUUAAGUCCAGAGCGAGUAACCAGAUGUCCGUGGUGUCAUCAGCUAGAGUGGAGGCCGCUAUGGUAGAAAUGGAGUACUUGGAACGAGAAAACGAAGCGAGACGGCUGAAAAUGCAAAAGGAAUUUGAGCUAGCACAAGCUGAAGAAAAGACCCUCAAAACGUUUAUGGCUAAAGGGCACGCUAAACAAGAGGUCAAACAACAGGUCAAAGAGGAAGUAAAGAGAGAACCCGCUUACACUGCGUCUGGUUGGAAACCUCCAGUUCCUGAUCAGCAGAGUCUUUACUCGGCUUAUUUUCCAGGCUAUUUUCCUCCAUUUCUACCUCCCGAGACAAACCUUAAUAGAGACAGUGAUUUUAAAUUGGCUAUACAAGCGCUAAUGAAUUCACAAGCAAAACAAACAGGACUCAAUACGCUAUUGACAAAUCAACAAAGAACUAGUCAUGUUCCAAUUAAAGAACAUCCAGUUUCAUCAGUCGAUCCAUUUGUUUGCCCCGCUUUCGUAACCAUGUUUGACUCGAUUAUAGAAGCAAAUGUCUCCACGCAGAGUGACCGCUUAUUUUUCCUUGAUAAAUACACCAGCGGAAAGGCUAACGUAGUGAUAAAAGGAUUCCUAGCCACUAAUUCAGAGACCGCAUACCAAGAGGCGAGAAAUUUACAAGACAGUCGCUAUGGCAACCCCAUCAAAGUCGGCGAGACCUUCAAAAGGAACCUCAGAGAGUGGCCCGAGAUUGCUGACUCAGACAGCGCACCCAUCCAACAGUUUUCUGACUUCCAUAUUCGCUGCGAAGAAGCAAUGAAAUCCUUGAGCUCUAUGGCAGAUCUAGAUUCGCCUCAGACCUUACUUCAAGCAAGCGCUAAGCUACCAUCAUACUCAGGAGUGAAAUGGUGUCGGCAGGCGCACGAGACGCAAUACCAAGGAAAAAGCGUGUAAUUUCGAGACUUCGUGAAAUUAUAAAAGAAAAGGAAGAGAAGGAGCUAGCCAAUGAUCCAAUUUUCUCGCCAGACGCACGUAAAGGGAGAAGAGGAGAACAACUAACAGUGCCAACCGGAAACCUGCCAACCGCCCACCUAGCAAGCGAGAAAACGGACCUAGCAGUCAAUCUUUUCAAAUCUCAGGAGUUCCCGCCGAACCCAGUCCCGAAGCUGCCAAGCCGCCAACACCAGCAUACCAACCUACCUGUCCUUUCUGUAGCGAGAAACAUACAAUAGAGAAGUGCACGGAAUUCGCCAAAAAAACGUAACCGAACGUAACGAAAUCGCUAGUGAAGAGAAACUCUGUUUCAAGUGUCCGAAGGGACCUCAUCUUGCGUCAGAUUGUCGUUCGGAGAUUUCAUGCAGCGAAUGCGGCAAACGCAACCACACCCUCUUGCACGGAGCGAAGCCUAGACGCUGCAACCCACGGCCUCAUACCAACGCUGACCACUCAAAACCCGAAUCUGGAACAAACGACAAAAGUAGCGAAGCCCCAAACCGAAUUCUUCGAAGGCUAACUCGAACAUGUGCAGUGUUACAAACGCAGUCGUCGGUGAAGAAAUAGUGAUCACCAAUUCGAAAAUCGUCCCCGUGUUGGUUUCUCACCGAGAUCACCCA